Eremomyces bilateralis CBS 781.70 is the source of this 3513-nucleotide messenger RNA. Its product is annotated as timeless-domain-containing protein. NCBI's taxonomy places the organism in Eukaryota, Fungi, Ascomycota, Dothideomycetes, Eremomycetales, Eremomycetaceae. The coding region runs from base 1 to 3513 and encodes 1170 amino acids. The transcript is spliced from 4 exons. The record is from RefSeq and is a predicted model, not a curated record. Gene Ontology annotation, biological process: DNA replication checkpoint signaling; replication fork arrest; DNA repair. Gene Ontology annotation, cellular component: replication fork protection complex. Gene Ontology annotation, molecular function: DNA binding.
AUGGAGAUCGACGAUUCAAGACCGUCCACUGUGGACCCAGAAGUCCGGGCGUAUGUUUACAGUCUUGUCACGGCGCUCGGAGGAUCGAGUGCUGAACUCGACGGGCGUUAUGUACUAGGCGAUGACGCGCUUGCUGUUCUUAAAGACUUGCGAAGAUGGCUCAAACAUGUGGACGAGAAGCUCAACCGUUUCGAUGUUGCCCGUUCAAUGGCGGAGGCCAAUUUGCUCCGUGGAGACCUGCUCCAGAUAUUAGCAUCAUUCCCGGAAAAUAUCCCAGAAGGCGGUUUGAAAUUCAAGGUCGCUCUGGCUUGUCUCGACUUAAUGGUCACUUUAACAUGGCCAUUGGACAUCGACGAUGCACAGAUGACGGUUGGCCAUCAUCGGCACACCCCGUAUCUUCAAUUAGCUCAGGCUGGCUAUAAGAGAGCCAUCCUCGGUCACGAUACUACUCAGAUUCUCCGUACCAUUGUGCAGAUUACUAUUCCUUCAAUGGCUCAGCCUCGCAAUGAGAGAAAUACCCGAGAUGAAGAUAUCAUCCGUCUUGCUCUCUACUUCUUCCGUAACGUCGUGCAGAUUGCGCAUCCCGCGGAUCUGCCAAUGGACGGCGAAGAAGCGGAGAUAUCACGGUCUGCCACUAUCGACACGUUCGCCGACCAGGAUAUCUUUCCAUUCCUUCUGACAAUCGCAUCGAGCAUGGGAUCCGAGUUCGUACAGCAAGACGUGAUCACCUUAGAAAUUCUGUUCCAUCUUUUACGCGGUAUCAAUCCAGCCAAGCUCUUCAUGGAAGAGCAGCAGUUGGCCAAGUCGAACACGAAAGACUUUCGAGACUUGUUGCAGAAGGAGAAGUCAAUGCUCUCAGAAUAUGCGCGGCAUGCACCAACGAGGCAUAAUCGAUUCGGAGCAAUGGUUUGGGUGAAGCGGGCCGACAACCGCAUGUCUACCGUCUCUGGACAAGAUGUUCUUGGAAACUCUCAGCGGACUCUGAACAAAAUGGACAAAUCCAAGAAGUGGAACAAACCAAAACAGCGGAGCCGUAAAACUGGCGAUGACGGGGCUGAGUUCGACGUCGAAACGCCACUGAGUCCAUCGGCUCGAAACCAUUUACGAAGUUUUAUUGAAGACUUCUUGGACUCAUCCUUCAACCCACUCUUUGUGCAAUUGCGCAAAGCCAUCGAGAGGGAAGCUGACCGAGUGUUAAAAUCUCAUACUUCGCAGUUCUUUUACCUCAUCUCAUGGUUUCUGAAGGCCGAAUGCGCUCGACGGGAGAAGAAAUCGGCGAAAAGCAAGGGAAAGACGGUUGCAGAGGAAGACGAAGGAUUCUCUCUCGUCGCGAGCGUGCUGAACCAGGAGACGUUUAUCUUAUUGAACCGAUUCAUGCAGUCCGGGGUUGACAAUAAGAUGAACAUAGACGUCAAUGCAGGGAUGAAGUGCUUCACGCAAAUCUUGCUCACCAUUCAACAAAUGGCCGAGAGCUCCAACGAGGACGACCAGGACAUUGCGGACAACAUCCAGAACCGAAUUUUCUACGAAGAGUCUACGCACGAUCGGAUUAUCAGACUGGUGCGAAGUUAUAAGGAUCAAGGUUUUGGGUACUUGGACGCCUGUACUGAGCUCGCGCACGUAUUUAUUCGGAUGCUCGAGCAUUAUUCGAAACAAAAUGCCGACCUCCAAAUUCGUUCGAAACGUCGUGCUCGCCGUAAGAAGAAGGAGAAGAGGAAAGAAAAACAGGCCAAUAGCGGCGAAGAUGGGAAUCAAGAGGAAGAUCCACAGGAAGACUCGGAAGAAGAAGAGGAACAGGACGCACUGCAGACAACCAAAGAAAGGAAAUUCGACUUCAUGCGGUUCUCUGCCCGAUUCGUCAACGAAAAUUGCAUCAAUACCUUCAUUGCAUUCACUAAGUUUUACCAUGAACUUGACGCACAGCAGCUGAAACGGGCGCACCGAUUCUUCUACCGAGCAGCAUUCAAGUUAGAACAGAGUGUUCUUCUCUUCAGGGCAGACAUCAUUCGGCUUUUCCACCGCAUGAUCGAAGGGCCAAAUGGCCUGGAUCGCCAGCAUGCUUCAUUUAAGGAGUGGAAAGAGCUGGUUAAGAACGUGCUCCGGAAAUUGAUUAAAAAGGUCGAGGAGCGACCCGAACUCAUUGUCGAGAUUCUAUUCAGCAAGAUGUCCCCCACGCUGUAUUAUCUUCAACACGGCUAUGACAGAGAGGUGCCCAAGAGUGUGCCAAGGGUGGCGCCUGAGUUGGAACUCACACCAGGAUUGAGUAAAGAGGUGCAGAUCCAAGUUGCAGUGAAAGCAGUCCUGUUACAGGACAAAUCGGGCAACGCUUUCUGGGUCCAGUCGACUCUUGAAGAGAUCCUUGAAAAGCGUAAGAAGCAAGAAGCGGAUGCCACUCGGCAAGGAGUUGAUGCAAUUGCUUGGGCAUCUGAAAAUCCAGAUGCCCCGGUUCCAAGCCGCGAAGAACCGAAAAUUGCUCCAAUCCCUCUCGAAUCAAACGAUCCGGACAGGCGAAAGGCCAUGGUUAAAGAUAGCAAGUUGCGAUUGUUGCUGAGCGUACUGGGGUUGCACUGGGCAGAUGGUAGUGACGGGACAAAGCUUGGUUGGGUAUUCCCCUCUGAAAUGGGUUGGCGCGAGAUUGAAGAGAACUUUCAUUUCGUUUCGGAAGCUCUAGGGCUAGAAGAAGGCGGAAUGGACGAGACCCUAGAUUAUUCCGAUUACAUCCGUCGCAAAAUCGUGCCUCGUCAACGAGCCGAGUUUGACGAUGAUUCCGGCGAGGAUGACUUCAUUGCCAACGACGACAUUGAAGAGCUCCUGUUCCCUGUGGGAGGCCCAACCGCCCGCAAACCGGACGCAUUGGAGAAGCCCAAAUCGAAGCGGAAGCUGAAGAACCGGGGGGAACUAGAUGACGAAGAGAAAGAGAGACGGGCCCGAGCGAAACGAAAGGCGGAAAGCGAAAAGCAAAAGAAGAUCAAGAGCGCGCUGUUUGUACACAGCUCUGACGAGGAUUCAGGGGACGAUGCGGAGUUCUUCGCCCAGGAGGAGAAGAGACGGGAAAACACAAACCAGAAUAUUCGCCAAGCUUUGCUCAACCUGACGACAGGGUCAAAGAAGAGGAAGUCCGCUGUCGAAGGCGGAGAGAAGGACAAGAGGAAGGCCAAGAAGCGGAAGAGUAUAGCUGGAAGCGAUUCCGAGCUCUCCGAUGCGAGUCCCUUGCGGACCUCGAGAUCGACCUCUCCACGACCAACGGACCAGAUCCUCAUUUCGAGCGAUCAUUCCAGCGACGAAUCGGACGAUGAAACUCCAAUAUCUUCACAGCAUCAUGUUGAGCGAAAUACCGGCGACGUGGAGAUGAGCGAUGUUGAUGAAGAACCGGCAGCAGUCAAGCAAACAGAGACCUCUGCACUGAAUGGCAACAAUGCUCAAAGUGAUAGUGAGGAUGACGUGCCAGUCAAACGCGCACCAGCUCCUCGCAUGCGGGCGGGCUUUGUGAUCGAUGACUCGGAUGAGGAGUAA